This is a messenger RNA of Eimeria maxima, 720 nucleotides long. RefSeq lists its product as hypothetical. NCBI's taxonomy places the organism in Eukaryota, Apicomplexa, Conoidasida, Eucoccidiorida, Eimeriidae. Bases 1 to 720 code for a protein of 239 amino acids. The record is from RefSeq and is a predicted model, not a curated record. The transcript has 4 exons.
AUGGCGGGGGAGAAGGUGCGCGUCAAAUGGGUGGUGAACUGUGCAGGGGAGCCUGUGACAUUCACCGAUUCCUUGUUGGAUGCGAACUCAACAAUCGGGGAGAUCAAAAACAUUGUUUUUGCACAAGAAAUCGCGAGAGGGCUCAGCGUGCGCGUGAUCUUCUUGGGUCGGGAGUUGGCGGACAACGACACUCUGGAUUCUAACCUGCGUGUGCCUGCACGGGCAGCUGCCGCCGGCGCCUGCGCGACUUCAUCUCCACCGGAUGCUGACAGUGUCACAUUGGUCACGCUCCAUGCUGUUCUUUCAAACCGUCCACCAAACGCUAGAGGCAGUGGACCGGGUGGCUGCAACAACACUGGUGGGUUGGGAUCUCUGCCUGGCUUUGCCCCUUCAGCUACCAGCGUUGCGGCCGGUGCCGGUGGUGAAGAUGAUCAGGAAAAUGGCGACUGGUCUGUUGUUGUUCUCGGGGUGACAGUGUUUGUCAUCCUUUGCGUUUGCUGGUACCACCGCAUUGCCUUCCCAGACGAUUUCACCCCGUUCUCCUCUCUCUUGCUUGUCCUUUUCACCGCGUUUUUUGCGUUUACCAUCCGUGGCGUCUUCGUCCGCCUUCUGAAGCUUGCCUAUAGAUGUCUGCGUCGUCUGUGGGGGGGCAAUGACACCCCAGCCCAGUCACCUCGGCCAGAUGCCUCUGCACCGGUACUUCAGGGAAAUCCCAACUAA